AUGGCGAGAUAUUCGCAUCGUGCUGUUGAAAAGAUUUUGAAAGUAUUGUUUUUCGUAACGCUACUCGAUCGCGCGAGUCUCGCCCUCGUGCCAGAUCAAUUUGCGCCAGAAUUUAAUUCUCUAACGCAAAAAUCACCGGUCGACUAUGAGGACUCAAAAAAAAUUGUAUUCGAAGUGCGGGGUAGAAAUAUUCACAGUGGCAUUAAAAUCAAAGCAACGAAAGAUAAAUCUGACAGAGAUACUGAAUGUGAGGACUUGAAGGUGCUGUAUAAUGUUAGUGAGAUACAGACUUUCGAAUUUCAAAAGGCACAGUACGAGCUGACAGUGCCAAAAAAUGUACAGGGUAAUAUUUAUCUGUGUUUGCCGCGAAAAGUUAGAGAAAACACUGGACAGGUCCCGUCUUUGUAUAAUAGCGUGUUUUAUAAGUGGUAUCAUCAAGGACCUGGUGUUUUUGUGGAUGUUACUUCCAAUAAAACAGAACUUGAUUUAUCCCUUCAAAGAAGGGCUCUCGACGAUGUCACAACUCAGGUAAAUCCUGCUUUGGCGACACCGAAGAAAAAAAUACAUAUAACCGGAAUCCGGUUGGAGAAAGCUUACAAAGAACCUGAUUACGACGCGAAUGGUGUACCUGAAGUACUCGCUUACAACGAUCACACGUUUCGGGUGUUCGGAGAAGGAUUUACCCCCUCCAUGUUGAUCACAUUCACCGCUAAGACGGGAGAUUGUUUGUUGCCCAUCAGCAAUGUUUUUCACGUCGACAACACCAGUUUUUCCGAAAACACAUUUAGAGUAAAAAUAAAUCUACCUCCUCUCUCGGCCAACGAUGAAACGUACCACAUUUGCGCCAAAGAUGGAAACGACGAACCUGGUAAUCCCAAAGUAUUCGUGCUUCAAGGUACCGACUAUUGGUAUCAAGUGAAGGCGCACGACAAACCUAUACCGCUAUGGGGUUCCAUCAUUAUCAUUUUAGCUUGUUUGACCUUUUCCGCCCUAUUUUCUGGAUUGAAUUUGGGUCUGAUGUCGUUGGAUAAGACCGAUUUGAAGAUUUUGAGUAAUAUUGGUUCGCGGGCUGAAAAGAGGUACGCACAAGCCAUCCAACCGGUCAGAAACCAUGGUAACUACUUGUUGUGUUCCAUUUUGCUUGGUAAUGUCUUCGUUAAUUCGAUUUUCACUAUUUUCUUGGACGAUCUUACAUCCGGAUUCGUAGCUGUUAUCUUUUCGACGUUGUCCAUCGUAUUGAUUGGUGAAAUUGCUCCACAGGCCGUAUGUUCCCGUCAUGGAUUAGCCAUCGGUGCCAAAACAAUAUACAUUACGAAAUUCGUGAUGUUACUUACUUUCCCGAUCGCUUUCCCGGUCUCGAAAAUUCUGGACGCCCUAUUGGGCGAGGAAAUCGGAAGCGUGUACAACAGAGAAAGAUUGAAGGAGUUGAUUAAGGUGACAACCGGCGAUAACGAGCUUGAUAAGGAUGAAGUAAACAUCAUUAGCGGAGCUCUAGAAUUGCGCAAAAAGACCGUCUCUCACGUCAUGACCCGCAUCGAAGACGUCUUCAUGUUGGACUACGAAGCCGUAUUGGACUUCGAAACCGUGUCUGAGAUCAUGAAGAGUGGAUUCUCGCGUAUUCCAGUGUAUGAUGGGAACAGACAGAACAUCGUCACCAUGUUGUACAUCAAGGAUUUGGCGUUCGUUGAUCCAGAUGAUAAUACUCCAUUAAAAACUUUGUGCCAAUUUUAUCAAAACCCUUGCAAUUUCGUUUUCGAAGAUGUCACUCUGGACGUUAUAUUCAAAAUCUUCAAAGAAGGUAACAAAGGUCACAUGGCGUUCGUGCAUAGAGUCAAUAAUGAAGGCGAAGGUGAUCCGUUUUAUGAAACCGUUGGAUUGGUUACACUGGAAGAUGUCAUCGAGGAGUUGAUUCAGGCGGAAAUCAUGGAUGAGACUGAUGUAUUCACUGACAAUCGUUCAAAGAGAAAGAGGCAUGCCGAGAGAAGACAAGACUUCACCGUAUUCGCGGAAAAACGUGGUGAACCUAGUAAGAUGAGAAUCAGUCCGCAAUUGACACUUGCGGCUUACCAGUAUCUUAGCACGAGCGUGGAACCCUUCCAUCCCAACGUAAUAUCCGAAACAAUCCUACGUCGUCUUCUCAAACAGGACAUCGCCGUGCACAUCAGGAAAAACAAAGAAUGGCGUACUGAUCCGGCUAACGUUAUUUACGAACCCGGUAAAGCAGUGGACUUUUUCGUAGUCAUUUUGGAAGGACGUGUCGAGGUAACAGUUGGAAAAGAAAACCUCAUGUUCGAAGGAGGACCAUUCACUUAUUUCGGAACGCAGGCGUUGGUGCAAACCGUUGGAAUUGAUGCUGGUCACAGCCCAAGAGAAGCAAUGUUUCCCCAUACGCAAUCACCAUCAGUGGCGCCAUCUACAAUGGGCAGCUUAGAAUCGUUGAACAUCGACUCGUUACUACGUCACACCUUUAUCCCCGAUUACAGCGUACGGGCUACCACCGAGGUAUUGUACCUCAAGAUCAAGAGAGCUCUCUACUUAGCCGCCAAGCGUGCCACUUUGAUGGAAAGAUCGAAAAAGGGAGAAAACCAGACAGAUCAACAAUUUGAUGAAGAAGUCGAUAAGUUGCUGCACUCGCUAGACGAAGACGAUGUUGUGAGCGCCGGUCGACAAACCCCUAGACGGAAAUCGUCGCGGAAAUCGCAGGAGAUCAAGCCGGAACACCUCUCGAUGCAAACCAGUCCUAAGACGCCGUAA
This is a messenger RNA of Psylliodes chrysocephalus, 2754 nucleotides long. Lineage: Eukaryota; Metazoa; Arthropoda; Insecta; Coleoptera; Chrysomelidae. The record is from the annotation of a GenBank genome assembly.